Molecule: messenger RNA, 1844 nt
Organism: Patella vulgata (common limpet)
Lineage: Eukaryota; Metazoa; Mollusca; Gastropoda; Patellidae
Product: multiple epidermal growth factor-like domains protein 10
Exons: 4
Coding region: 48-1796 (582 amino acids)
Molecular function (GO): scavenger receptor activity
Source: RefSeq, a predicted model, not a curated record
GCUUAAAAGUUUUAUACAGAAUUAUUCAAGCGAAUGUAGCUGGCAAGAUGGCGGUAUUGCUUAGCCUAUGUGUUUUUAUAUUUCAAGUGUUCCAGACUGAAGGUGUUUGUCCAGACCAGUAUUAUGGUGUAGCCUGUGAGAAUCAGUGUGACGUCAGCUGUAAAGACAGAUUAUGUAAUUCAACAUCUGGUAUUUGUAAUGGAUGUAUUGAUGGUAGAUAUGGUACCAACUGUGAAUUAACAUGUAUAGUUACAAACUGUACCGGUAACUGUGAUAGGAUUACAGGAGACUGUGAUACAUGUCAUCUAAAAUGGUACGGUACAAACUGUGAAACAUCAUGUUCUACAUGUAUGACGUCAUGUAUUAAAUCAGAUGGUAUUUGUAAUGGUGGAUGUAUUGAUGGUUAUUGGGGUAAUUCGUGUCAACAACAAUGUUCUAAUAACUGUAACAAUGGGGGAUGUAGACAGGUAGAUGGUAAUUGUAAUAAUGGUUGUAAAGUAGGAUGGUAUAGAGGUACAUGUGAUACAUCAUGUACAGUUGAUCAAUGUAUAGGUGGUUGUAACAGGAAUACAGGACAGUGUUCUGGAUGUACACAGGGUUACUAUGGUUCAAACUGUCAAACCAGAUGUUCUAGUAACUGUACUGUAGGAUGUAAUAAGCCAACAGGUAGAUGUAUAGAAUGUAAAUCGGGAAUAUUUGGUGAUGAUUGUAAUAAACCAUGUCCUGUUAACUGUCUUGAUACUUGUACCAGGGACGAAGGUAAAUGUUAUAGUUGUAAACCUAAUACAGUUGGUCUAUAUUGUAAUUCUUCAUGUGGUACUAAAUGUCUACCAAUUACAGAUUUGACUCAAGAAACAUGCGACAGAAAUGGUAAAUGUACUGAAUGUAUUGUGGGAAGAUAUGGUGAUGGGUGUGAUUUGAAUUGUAGUACAACAUGUGAUGGUAACUGUAGUAGGAGUAAUGGUAGCUGUACUGAAUGUAUUGUAGGAAGACAUGGUGAUAGAUGUGAUAAGAACUGUAGUACAGCAUGUGAUGGUAGAUGUAGUAGGAGUAAUGGUAGAUGUACUGAAUGUAUUGUAGGAAGAUAUGGUGAUGGGUGUGAUUUGAAUUGUAGUACAACAUGUGAUGGUAGAUGUAGUAGGAGUAAUGGUAGAUGUAGUUUAUGUAUUAACGGAUACAAUGGCGACACCUGUGAUAAAGAGUGUAAUGAUAAGUGUACUGUUUGUAAUCAAGAUGAUAUCAACAACUGUUCUCAAUGUAAAGAUGGAAGAUGGGGAACAUCAUGUAAUAAACAGUGUAGUUCUAACUGUAAUGGACAGUGUGAUAAAUUUGAUGGAUCAUGUUCUGUUUGUAAACUAGGAUGGUAUGGUACUUACUGUAACAUUAAAUGUUCUGGUAAUUGUACUGAUGGUUGUAACAGAAUAUCAGGAAUAUGUACAGAGAGUAAAAUAAGAUUUGUAUAUAAAAAUAAAGAUGAAGAAGUGAGUCCAGUUGUAGGUGGUGUUAUUGGUGCUAUAUUUGGUAUAGUAAUUACAGUGGCAGUUGGUGUUACAGUAUAUUGUUAUUUAAGUAAAAGGAAGCAGUCAUCUAAAUCUAAACCAACCAGUGAAACACGUGGUUAUAGAUAUAAUAAUCACCCUACUAUAAAUACAGCAACAACAGGAGGAGAUAACUCUACAUCUGAUCAUAGUACUUAUGAUACCCUACAACAAGUUUCAACUGAACAAGAUGAAGCAGUAAAUCAAUAUCAAACAUUAAACCCAGAUCCUGCAUAUGUUAAUCUUGGUUUACAAUAAAACAAUUGUGUGCAGGUUGACCAGAAUCCUAAUAUGGUUGUAUAAAAU